Molecule: messenger RNA, 927 nt
Organism: Pipistrellus nathusii (Nathusius's pipistrelle)
Lineage: Eukaryota; Metazoa; Chordata; Mammalia; Chiroptera; Vespertilionidae
Source: the annotation of a GenBank genome assembly
AUGGGGAAUGUGCCCUCGGCCGUGAAGCACUGCCUCAGCUACCAGCAGCUUCUCCGGGAGCAUCUCUGGAUCGCGGAUGCAGUGCCAGGGGCGCUCGACCCCGCGCAGGAAGCGUCUCAGGUAUCUGGAUUCCCCGAGUAUGUUAAAAUAGUAGAAGUUGGACCUCGGGAUGGAUUGCAGAAUGAAAAGGUUAUAGUUCCUACAGAUAUAAAAAUUGAAUUUAUCAAUCAACUUUCCCAAACUGGCCUAUCUGUAAUAGAAGUGACCAGCUUUGUGUCUUCCAAAUGGGUACCACAGGUUGCUGCUGGGGCCACAGAGAUAUCCGUUUUUGGUGCUGCAUCUGAAUCCUUUAGCAAGAAGAAUAUUAACUGUUCUAUUGAAGAAAGUAUGGAGAAGUUUGAGGAGGUUGUUAAGUCUGCAAGGCAUCUGAAUAUUCCAGCACGAGGGUAUGUGUCUUGUGCCCUGGGCUGUCCAUAUGAAGGAAGCAUCACACCGCAAAAAGUGACAGAAGUAUCGAAGAGGUUGUAUGGCAUGGGCUGUUAUGAGAUCUCUCUGGGAGACACGAUUGGAGUGGGAACUCCAGGAAGCAUGAGGAGAAUGUUGGAAAGUGUCAUGAAGGAAAUCCCACCCACUGCUCUUGCCGUUCACUGUCAUGACACUUACGGACAAGCUUUAGCCAAUAUCCUCACGGCCCUCCAGAUGGGGAUCAAUGUGGUGGACUCUGCAGCCUCUGGAUUAGGUGGCUGCCCUUAUGCAAAAGGUGCUUCUGGAAAUGUAGCCACCGAGGAUUUGGUAUAUAUGCUUAAUGGCCUGGGGCUCAAUACAGGUGUGAAUCUUCACAAAGUAAUGGAAGCUGGUGACUUUAUUUGCAAAGCUGUAAAUAAAACGACAAACUCUAAGGUAGCACAAGCCUCCUACAAUGCUUGA